AUGAACGAUCAAUUAUAUAUUCCUGAAGUUGCAAAUGACCGAAAGCCGGAAAUUGGAAUGAAAUUUGGAUCAAUAGAUGAUGCGUUUGAAUUCUACAAUCAGUAUGCACGUGAAGCUGGUUUUAGUGCAAGAUAUAGCAAUAGUAGAAAGAAUAAGAUGACAAAUGAAGUUGUUUGGAAACAAUUUGUAUGCUUUAAAGCUGGUCAAACUGAUGAAGCUCGUUCAAAAAAUCGAGCACCACCUGGUGGUCCAAUUCAGAUAAGAGCUCGUGGUGAAGUUAGAACUAAUUGUAAGGCAAAGAUCUCCAUUGUCAAGCAACAAACUGGAUCUGACUGGAGUGUUAGCGUCUUUAUGGAAGGUCAUAAUCAUGGACUCUCUACUCCGUCAAAGGUGCAUUUACUCCGAUCACACCGUAGUGUUUCUGCUGUGAAGAGAUUGUUGACUCAACAAUUUUCAGAAGCUAAUAUACCAACCUGUCAACAAAUGCAACUAUUGGAGAUGGAGUCUGGGGGGCCCGAAAGUGUAGGUUGCACAGAAAGAGAUAUCAGGAAUCUCGAGAGAGAUAUGAGGGAUGAACAAAAGGGGAUCGAUGCCGAAACUUUGGUAGAAUUCUUCACAUCUGAAAAGGAGAAAAAUUCAUCAUUUUUCUUUGACUACGAGACAGAUUCAGAGAAUAUAUUCAAAAGAUGUUUUUGGGCAGAUCCUAAAUCAAGGAGGGCUUAUGGAGCAUUUGGUGAUGUUGUUGUGUUUGAUUCCACUUAUAACACUAAUAAGUACGGAAUGAUUUUUACACCUUUCGUAGGGGUUAAUCAUCAUCAUCAAACGAUAGUUUUUGGUUGUGGAUUUCUAAGUGAUGAGAAGACA
Salvia hispanica is the source of this 864-nucleotide messenger RNA. Lineage: Eukaryota; Viridiplantae; Streptophyta; Magnoliopsida; Lamiales; Lamiaceae. The record is from RefSeq and is a predicted model, not a curated record.